UCUCCUUUCAACUUGGUAUCAGCGACCAGUUCCUCGCUCCCGCUCCGUCCUGCGCCAUGGCCGUCGAGCACGGAUCCUCCUCCUCCGCCGCCACCAGCUCUGCCUCCUCGCCGAGCUCCCUCUCCUCCGCCUCUUCCGCAGCCACGUCCGGCGGCACCAUGGCCUCUACCUCACCGGCCUUCGUGUUCGGCACCACUUCGGCCCACACCACCGGCUCCUCUGCUCCCUCUGCGUCCCAGUUCGCCCCCCUUUUCUCCUCCCAACCAUCCCCACCACCACCACCGGCGCCCCCUGCUCGCCAUCCCAUGUUCAACGAUCAUGUGUCCAACCACAUCAAAUUCCUCCUCGACCCCGACGAACACAACUUUCACAAAUGGAAGUCCUUCUUCCUCAUGGUCCUCGUCCGCCAUGGCCUCUCCUACCUCAUCGAGCACCCUCCUCCCCCAAACGCCGAUUCCCAGUACCUUGAGCUCGACACCCAUGUCGCUCUGGGGGUGUAUGCCACCCUUGCGGACUCCCUCAUCGACCACGUCAUCGGCGCCACCACUACCUACGAUCUCUGGACCCGGAUCAACGCCUACUUCCUCGCCAACCGCGCUGCUCGGUACAUGACGCUCAACAGGCAGUACCGGAAUCUCAAGCAGGGAGAUCUCUCGGUCGCCGAGUACGCGCGGCGCAUGAAGCAGCUCACCGCCGGCCUCGCCGACAUCGACCACGCCGUCACCGAGGUCGACCUCACCUCCCAGUUCCUCCAUGGCCUUGAUGGGCGCCUUGACACCAUUCGGCUCGUCCUGGGCGACACUGUUCCCCUGCCACCGUUCGAGACCGUCUUCUCGCGCGUCAAACUCGCCGAGGAGAACCUCGCCCAACGCGCUUCCGAGGUCAGCGCCACGGUGCUCGCCGUCCAUGGAUCUGGCGCGCCUCCCAGUGGCUCCUCCGCCACUUCCGGCUCCCCUGGCGCCGGCGGUUCCGCUCCUCGCUCGGGUGAUCGCGGGACCGAUCGCUCUCAGGAUCGUGGGCGCGGCUCCUCCUCUCGCCAGCAUGAUCACGGUGACCGCGGCCGUGGGCGCGGCCGUGGGCGUGGGCGCGGUCGCGGUGACCAGGGCGGCCGGGGCUCUGCAUCGACCUUCAACCCCUACAUGGGCUUCUUCGCCCCCUACGGCAUGGCCUUGCCCUCGCCACGCUCCGGCUGGAUCCCGCCCAACGCUGCUGGUGUCCUCGGACCACGCCCGGAUGUCCACGCCAACGCGUACUCCAUGCAGUUCCCGCCCUACUCCGCGCCACCUCCGCUCCAGGCGCCGUCUUGGGAUCAUCUCGCCAUGCUCCAGGCGGCCUACAGCUCUCAAGGCUUCCCCAACAACGGCAACGGCCCCGCCGAGUGGUACCUCGACAGCGGUGCUUCCUCCCACGUCACCGGCAACCCUGGAUCUUCGCACCAGGAGGGUCCUCAUGAUCUCCGCUAGCUCCGGCGAUCUCUAUCCAUUCUUCGGCAAUAACAAGACUUGGCCCGCUGCUCUCCUCGCCACGACCUCCUCCUCCGACAUGUGGCAUCGUCGGCUCGGCCAUCCGAGUCCCCAAACAAUUGCUUCCUUAGCUGCAAAGGAUUUUCUUCCUUCAUGUAAUAAUGUGGUGCACACUCCUUGUAACGCGUGUCAGCUAGGCCGACAACCGCGUCUUCCAUUUUCUUCUUCUAGUAGCCGCACCUCUGCUCCUUUUGAGCUUGUUCAUUGUGACUUGUGGACGUCACCAGUUGUAAGCUUCUCAGGCUGCCAAUAUUAUUUAGUUGUGCUCGAUGAUUACA
Molecule: messenger RNA, 1801 nt
Organism: Triticum aestivum (bread wheat)
Lineage: Eukaryota; Viridiplantae; Streptophyta; Magnoliopsida; Poales; Poaceae
Exons: 2
Coding region: 57-1463 (468 amino acids)
Source: RefSeq, a predicted model, not a curated record